UCCAAAAUUCAAACCUUUUCCAAGUUCCCUUGUUUCAACUUUGGCAUAUCCUUCGCAUCGACGGUAUUUUGUUUCUCAUUCAAAUGUGAAAGAGUUUUAAAUUUGUGGACACAGUGUUUUGGUAAUCGAAAUGGACUUGUUUGUAAUUUUUUUGGGGGGAAAAUCUUAAUUUGAAAAGUUUUUUUUAAUUGGCGCGUUGAUGUGUUCGAGCGGGUCUAGUACGAUGGAAAGUCCGGGCGACGAAACGGGUCGGGGUGCAGCGCCCCUCACCACUGCGCUGCCCAACGGCUCCACCAAGAUCAUCGGCCGCAACGUGAAUGGGACAAUGAUGGUAACCUCAGCGCCGUCCAACGAGGCAGAACUCCAGCUGUACAGGGUGAUGCAGCGCGCCAGCCUGCUUGCUUACUACGACACCCUGCUUGAAAUGGGCGGCGACGACGUUCAGCAGCUAUGUGACGCCGGCGAAGAGGAGUUUUUAGAGAUUAUGUCCCUCGUCGGAAUGGCGUCAAAACCCCUUCACGUUAGACGGCUUCAAAAAGCACUGCAAGAAUGGCUGAACAAUCCCGCCCUCUUCCAGGUACCCAUCGUACCGAACCUGUGCCCUACUGAUCAUCCCUGGAUGCAGUGUAACCAAAGACUGGUAAACGUGCCAGUCAAUCAACCGGUGCUACCAAGACCUAUAUCGUCCCCGGAGAAUAGAUCAAUGUUCAGCCCGUCUCCUGGGGCCCCAGCUGGAGACAACAACAGCUGCUGUUCUAACACCUCAGCUCCUAACGCUAGUCCUAUUCAUAGCCAUUCAAAUUUCAACAAAAUUGUACUGCCAACUUCUCCAGCAUCUAACGCACCAGUGACUUCCACUGCAUCCAGGCCUUUCUCCCCACAAAGCGCACUUCCGCCAUCUGCUGGCUCUAGUCCAGGGUCUGUGACCUCCCCCGUCUUGACUCCUGUACUUUUGGACGUCCACGUUCAAAAACUAACAGUAGCGGCAGAAAAGCUCGUCAAACACAUGCCGCAACUAGAGCCCAAGCCACAGAACACCAAGAGAAAAACAUCAAAAGAACUGGAACACGUGAUGAUGAUGCCAGAAACCGAUCCUCGAAGGAUGGAAGAGAUCAGAAAAUACGCAGCGAUUUACGGGCGUUUUGAUUGCAAACGAAAACCGGAAAAGCCCUUAACGUUGCACGAGGUGAUGGUGAACGAGGCGGCUGCCCAGAUAUGCCGCUGUGUACCAGCACUUCUAGCGCGGCGGGACGAGCUGUUCCCUCUCGCCAGACAACUCGUGCGUCGGGCUGGGCUGCACUAUUCAAAACAUGGAUUACCUCCAACGGCAGCGCUCGGUGAAGAGCAGGAGGACGACAUUACACCAAGCAAGAGACGACGCCAGGUUGCUCCCGUUCAUGAAGACGACACAGGCAAUGGAGUCCAUACCAGUCCUGAAGGUCGUAUCAACAACUCCAGCAGCUGGUGGGGCGUAAAGACCGAGAGCGACGACGCCGAUGACGCUUCCAGGUGUUCCUUUUCCAGCACCAGUACUCCACCUUUGGACGCAGAGGAAUCCCGGCCUCAAGUCGUGGCUGCUCGCGGCGACAAUAUCAUCGCAGUUGCCAACCCCGCGCUUCAAGCCGCACCGCACCCUCCGCACCCAGCUCGUAAUCACUCCAACUGAUCUUCGGCCAUGCCGCAGCUCUCUCGAGUACAUGCAGCUCUGAGCUCGGCAUUCACAUUACUGGUAAAUAUAUGCAUGCGACCAUUCCCAAGUGCGCUUGAUUUCGACUUUACUGUGAUAGUGGCGUUUACGAUCAAGAAUUUCUGGAUAUCGUCCUGCAGUAUACUUGAAGAGGUUGCAGAUAUAGGUAGAACAAUAGCCGAGGAUAUCGUUAACAUCGAAUAAUAUAAAAGCGAUUUCAAACUUUAAGUGUUAGUGAUACCUAUCGAUCAGGGAGAUUUGGUACACCUGGUUUGUAGCAAUCGAUAACAGAAACUCCUAUUUGAGACCGCUUUUAAACAAAAACACGGAAAUACCGGUACGAAUUCAAACUUUACUCCCUAUAAAACAAGUCAAAUGUUAGAAAUUAAUACUUAUAAGUGUUGCGCGUUAAGUUUCAUCUUGUUGAAGUUUGAAAGUCGGUUUACAUUGGCGGCGUACGCUGCUUCAGUUCUACGCAGCACGUGUCUGGGGCGCUUACACUUGUGAUGCAACGUUAGGAAAACACCAAUAGCGAUACGCCAGUCGACUUCUAGCACCGCCAAUGUUUACUGACAGAAAGCGUUACAGAAUUUUAAAAUAGUUAAUAUAAAUAAUAUUUUUGCCAACUCUAGGCCCCCGUUCUGUAUAUAUUUGAAAUAUAGUACCCGUACAUUUACAAAAUAUUUAAUCGAUAAGACAAUGUAUAUAUAUGAAAAGGUGUUGCAGUUCCAGCAGAUUUGUAUUUAAGCUCACAUGUACAGUUGGGAAUCUUCCCGUUUUCAUAUAUAGGGCACACGUUACUAGAGUUUAUGGUUAAACUCGAAAAUUCGUGUUUUAACAUCUACAAUAGUUUUGGAGGUUCACCGUAAAUUAGUAGUAACAUCAAGGGGAGGUACAGGUGUUCCAUAAAUAUGCAUUAAAAAUAUGUAAGUUUAAUAAGUCAAGUCUUAAUCUGUAAAUACAACCACAUCAUAGCUACAUGCAUACAUAUUUUAAUUAAUAU
Molecule: messenger RNA, 2690 nt
Organism: Hyposmocoma kahamanoa
Lineage: Eukaryota; Metazoa; Arthropoda; Insecta; Lepidoptera; Cosmopterigidae
Gene: nab
Product: NGFI-A-binding protein homolog
Exons: 7
Coding region: 200-1666 (488 amino acids)
Biological process (GO): negative regulation of DNA-templated transcription
Cellular component (GO): nucleus
Molecular function (GO): transcription factor binding; transcription coregulator activity
Source: RefSeq, a predicted model, not a curated record